GAAAAAAAUAACCUAAACGAGUCUGUUUAUAACCUAACCUCUAUAACCUUCGAUAAACCGGUUUGCAAACAGUGGUAACGAAUUGUAUGACUAUGGAAGUGUUCCAUUACUGAGGUAAUCGUUUCAAAUAAGACAGUAUUUUGACCUGUGUGUUCAUUUGACAAGUGACUGUACCGACCGUGCCUCCCGGUUGUCGGCUCUGUCCCAGGUGCUGAAAGCGCUGGCGGUGCGUUUCCGUAGCAACCAACGACCAAGUUUCGGCUGCACCGCCAACACCGAUUUCUUACGAGAACAGGAAACGCCGAGUGGUGAAGGAAAGGAGCCCAGUGCGGUGAAUGUUAAGCAACUCUCCGCCACAGACCGAGGUGUGGAUCCCGUUAACGCGAAUAAAUGGGAUAUUCGGUUGCCCGGGCAGGAUGUAAAACAUCUUUUGAAGGAUGCGAAAACAAAGCUUCUCUGCGGCGACACUGCUCGUUCUGGGUUGGCUCACGGUAUCCGCUACCGCUGCUGACUCAACUCUGUCGGCUCCUGUCAAUGUGACGAUCAGGGAGCUGGAGGCGAACACAGCCAUAGUCACAUGGGAGAUACUGGAGGGAGAUCCCGUCAUCGGAUUCGCCGUCACACAACAGAAGAAGGAUGUGCGCAUGCUGCGGUACAUCCAGGAAGUAAACACGACCACGCGCUCCUGUGCAUUAUGGGACUUGGAGGAGGACACGGAGUACAUUGUUCAUGUCCAGAGCAUCAGCAUGGGAGGCAGCAGUCCUCCCAGUGACCCGGUCAGCUUCAGAACUCCCAGAGAGUCUGAGAAACUGGCCUCCACAGGCCCAGACGAGGUGAACAGGGAGGAGAUGGAACAGGCAGUGCAGCUCAGAGUUGGAGAGCUCAUCAUCAUCGUAGUGGUGCUCGUCAUGUGGGCAGGUGUGAUCCUCCUGUUCUGUCGUCAGUAUGACAUCAUCAAAGACAACGAGCCCAACAACAACAAGGACAAAGCCAAGACCUCGUCAGAGUGCAGUACUCCAGAACACCCACAGGGGGGGCUACUGCGCAGCAAUGUCUGAAAACAGCCCCCACUGGCCACUCACCUAUAUGGCAAUAACCUCCAAUCCUAUUCCUCAGGACAGGUGAGGCUACACAGCCAACCAGAACCGUCAUACCUGAGGCUGCAUCCUGAUUCUUCAUACUUCUCCUGAAGUGUGCGUGUCCUUGUAUCUACAACAUGACGAUCACCACUACGAUGAUGAUGAGCUCUCCAGCUCCGAGCUAAGACCCCUGACACCAUCUCCUCCACAAAUCAGCACCUCAGACUACAGCACAGCACCGCACCAGGAACCCAGCCCAGCCAAUCCCAGCAGCACAGCACCGCACCAGGAACCCAGACCAGCCAAUCCCAGCAGCACAGCCCCAUACCAGGAACCCAGCCCAGCCAAUCCCAGCAGCACAGCACCGCACCAGGUACCCAGACCAGCCAAUCCCAGCAGCACAGCACCGCACCAGGAACCCAAGACCAGCCAAUCCCAUCAGUAUAGCCCCGCACAGGAACCCAGCCCAGCCAAUCCCAGCAGGCCAGCAGCACAGCCCACAAUGGACCACAACCACCUACCACCCAGAGCGGGGAGACUGAAGAGGUGUAGGGUGAACCUGCCUCGAGACGCUGAUCUUGGGUCAGCGUCUAGGGUUGUGCCUUUCAGAUUAUAAUACACAAGGUUAAAUGGACACGGGAGGCCUGAUCAUAGAUCAGCACUCCCACUCUGAGACGCUUUAUGAACAGAGAGGAAUUGAUAGGUGUGGUUGAAAGUUCCAGCGAGACUAUCAGAGGGUAAAGUUAUUAUCAUAUUGCUAAAAUCUAUCAAAUCAUUUCAGAUUGCAACAGAUGUCUAGAGGGAAGGGGCUAGUGAUCGUUUCUGGACAAGGAGCCUCUGUCUCUCCCUCCCUCUCCCCAGAUCACUGUCUCUACACUCUCUGUCUCCCUCCCUCGCCAGAUCACUGUCUCUAUACUCUGUCUCCCUCCAUCGCCAGAUCACUGUCUCUACACUCUCUGUCUCCCUCCCUCGCCAGAUCACUGUCUCUACACUCUCUACCUCCCCCAUCAUUAAGUCCUAUUUUGGACAGGAAUAUGACAUUGUUUUAGAGCCCCUCCUAAACCCUAGCCUCAUAAGGAAGGUGACUUCCCCUCCUAAACCCUAGCCUCAUAAGGAAGGUGACUUCCCCUCCUAAACCCUAGCCUCUGACUCAUAAGGAACAUGACUUCCCCUCCUAAACCCUAGCCUCAUAAGGAAGGUGACUUCCCCUCCUAAACCCUAGCCUCAUAAGGAAGGUGACUUCCCCUCCUAAACCCUAGCCUCAUAAGGAAGGUGACUUCCCCUCCUAAACCCUAGCCUCAUAAGGAAGGUGACUUCCCCUCCUAAACCCUAGCCUCAUAAGGAAGGUGACUUCCCCUCCUAAACCCUAGCCUCAUAAGGAAGGUGACUUCCCCUCCUAAACCCUAGCCUCAUAAGGAACAUGACUUCCCCUCCUAAACCCUAGCCUCUGACUCAUAAGGAACAUGACUUCCCCUCCUAAACCCAAGCCUCAUAAGGAAGGUGACUUCCCCUCCUAAACCCUAGCCUCUGACUCGUAAGGAACAUGACUUCCUCUCCUAAACCCUAGCCUCUGACUCAUAAGGAACAUGACUUCCUCUCCUAAACCCUAGCCUCUGACUCGUAAGGAACAUGACUUCCCCUCCUAAACCCUAGCCUCUGACUCGUAAGGAACAUGACUUCCUCUCCUAAACCCUAGCCUCUGACUCAUAAGGAACAUGACUUCCCCUCCUAAACCCUAGCCUCUGACUCGUAAGGAACAUGACUUCCCCUCCUAAACCCUAGCCUCUGACUCGUAAGGAACAUGACUUCCCCUCCUAAACCCUAGCCUCUGACUCAUAACGAACAUGACUUCCCCUCCUAAACCCUAGCCUCUGACUCAUAAGGAACAUGACUUCCCCUCCUAAACCCUAGUCUCUGACUCAUAAGGAACAUGACUUCCCCUCCUAAACCCUAGCCUCAUAAGGAAGGUGACUUCCCCUCCUAAACCCUAGCCUCAUAAGGAAGGUGACUUCCCCUCCUAAACCCUAGCCUCAUAAGGAACAUGACUUCCCCUCCUAAACCCUAGCCUCAUAAGGAAGGUGACUUCCCCUCCUAAACCCUAGCCUCAUAAGGAAGGUGACUUCCCCUCCUAAACCCUAGCCUCAUAAGGAAGGUGACUUCCCCUCCUAAACCCUAGCCUCAUAAGGAAGGUGACUUCCCCUCCUAAACCCUAGCCUCAUAAGGAAGGUGACUUCCCCUCCUAAACCCUAGCCUCAUAAGGAAGGUGACUUCCCCUCCUAAACCCUAGCCUCAUAAGGAAGGUGACUUCCCCUCCGUCUGUCUCUCUUCCUGGGCUGAAACCUUGUUGCCCUUGUUAGUUGUCCUCCUACAGUAUCCAAUCUGAAGGACCAAAUCUGACACAGUUUUUAUGACAGCAUAUAGCAGGGUCAGAGAGAAGACUAGCUGGAGAAGAUGGCCCCCUAUCCCCUACACCCU
This is a messenger RNA of Oncorhynchus gorbuscha (pink salmon), 3554 nucleotides long. It is a transcript of the gene fndc5b, whose product is annotated as fibronectin type III domain containing 5b. The coding region runs from base 438 to 1058 and encodes 206 amino acids. The transcript is spliced from 5 exons. The record is from RefSeq and is a predicted model, not a curated record. Gene Ontology annotation, molecular function: protein binding. NCBI's taxonomy places the organism in Eukaryota, Metazoa, Chordata, Actinopteri, Salmoniformes, Salmonidae.